This is a messenger RNA of Suillus clintonianus, 1851 nucleotides long. RefSeq lists its product as uncharacterized. The record is from RefSeq and is a predicted model, not a curated record. NCBI's taxonomy places the organism in Eukaryota, Fungi, Basidiomycota, Agaricomycetes, Boletales, Suillaceae. Bases 1 to 1851 code for a protein of 616 amino acids. The transcript is spliced from 7 exons.
AUGACUGACCGACCCGUUCGCACCAACGCUAACCAUAAUCCAGGAAAAGUGAUAUUGGAUGCGACGCAAAAACGGCGAACGACAAGUCAAAAGCAGGCCGACGAAGCCCUUGCCGCGAAAGCGAAGUCCACACAAGCAAAGACAUCACUGAAGGAACACCAGCGGAAGAUCAAGACAAUCGCCACAGCUGAAGAUAACCUUCGUCAGGAAGACAAGGAAUACGGGACUAGUCAAUUGGAAACACUUACCAUCGCAGAGCAGAUGAAAUCUGGGAAGGCCAAGCAGAAGGCAAUCGAAGCCGAGAUUGAUGAGGACAUAGCCAGCAACUCGGGCAGCGACUAUGAAGCCAGUCGCACAGGAUCAGAUCUGAGCGAUCUGAGCGACUCAGACGGUGAUGAUAGAGCACUGGAAAUAGAUGAUGACGAGUUAGAGGAACAGGUGAAUAAGAAACGGAAAAGUCAAAACUCACACAAGGCCAAGCAGCGUCGUGGUAUGAGGGAGGAUAUUGGCGCAGCUCGUACGAUUCCUGCCGAAGCAGGAGCGAAGUUUAAAAAACGAAAAGAAGCAGACCAAUCUGAAGAUAUUGAAGCAGAGGUUAUGACCACGGCAAAGAGAAAGAAACACAAUCAGGCCACAAAUCUCCAACGCGAUUGGAAGAAGAAGAUUGGAAAAGACCACCGCAAAGGCAGCUGGGCGAACCAGUCAGAGCCACACUUGAUUCCAAGUGCGAUCGGCCAGAACUCACGGUCGUCUUCGCGAUCAUCAUGGUCUGGCAUGACAGCCACUGGCACCUCUUCGGGGGAUGAGUUGGGAGGUGGUGAGUUCGACAAUGAUGAACCAGCGCAAAGUCUGCAGGCAGCGCGAAGGAGUAAAGACAAUAACCCUAAAGUAGGGAAUGUGGGCAGUCAGCGAACCACGGCUACAAUGGGAUUGCGUGUUUCGAAGGUGGAAGUAAACGACGCUGUGCAAGAAGCCAAACAAUCGAAGAAGUCCCUCAGAGAGCGAUCUAAAUCCGACCUGCCGUUUAAGGGUGAGAACGCCAAACAAUGGGAUCAAUUGAUCCGCGCGCUGUUGGAUUGGGCUGGCACAACCAAUGACCCAUUUGGAACAAACGAACAUCCAGACUUGAUGGAACGACUUCAAGAACUUUGGAACGAAUAUUUUGAAGACAUCAAGAUUGAUAUUGCUGACCAUCCCGCAGUGAAGAAAAAGGCCACUGAUAGACUCAAUGAAUGGCGAAGCGAGUUUGGAAAGAGGGCCUUGAAGCUCCUGAAGAGGUCUUUUGUUCAAAAUCCGAUCUACAGAAACGACCCUGAUGCUCGUGCUGAACUCAUUGCGGCACGCCUGCCCCAUACGCGAGAUGGAAAGAAAGUCAUUCCUUUCAUUUACGGAGACCCAGAGAAGCUUCUCCGUUCUUGGGAAGAUGCCACCCUCCUCGACAUAUUCUCAUACCAUGUUCAGCGAGUCGGAGAUGCCCUGAAAUCGAACGGACCACCGUCUGGUGCACUCGCCCUCAGCACUGCAGCUUACAAACGUGCCCUCACGCUCUACAAAAGUGGGGAAAAUGCCAAGGAGCUCGAAGGCGAAGAUGGCGAGCCCAACUCAUCCAAGCGGUCCAAGAAGCACGAAUUCGACACUUACUGGGGUGCUGUGGCACGAGGAUAUACAGCAUCAACGAGCUCAAUUCCAGCUGGAAAAUGGAUGCGCAUCAUCUCGUAUGCGAACUCGGGGCAACGGACCAAUAGCAGACAGGCUUCGACACUCGACGUUGUUGAUGAUGUCAUGGAAGCUCGUGCAAAUAUCCCGAUCUCGGAUGACGAGGAUGAGGACAACGAGGAGAGGGUAGCGUGA